GGGUUGCUGCAAUACAAUGUAGUCAUGUUGUAGGCUGCUGCAAAAGGAGAUGUUGUUGUACUGGCAGUGGCACUGGAUUAGUAAUCUGCUGGUUGAGGCUAAUGCACCACAGACAUGAGCACAAAUCCCACUAUCGUUUGGAUAAGCCUCAAGUUCUUUGUUCAAAUGGUAUUUGUCUGUAUUUCCCUGUAUGCUGGUUUUGCAGUAGGCAUUGCUACCUGAACGUUGGAAAUGGGUGAUGCUUUCAAAGAGUCACUCUCUCACAAGAGAGAAUUCAUCGUCUUUUGGAACAAGCUGGCGGCUCUCAAGUCCACAGUCUGCCUCUCAUGCUGAAGCCACCACCGUUUUGCAACUCGAAUUUGUUUAAUGAGCGCACUCCCGUUGGAGUUGGAGUUAGAGUUGGAGUUGGCAGUGCUAGUUGGCACUUUGGAUGACUGAACAAAACUGGCAAUCUUUCAGAAAGCUUCCAAAGCCGUUCAAAAGAGAGGGCAGGAAGAAUCCAAGGACAAUAAAACAAUGAGAAGGACCGACUCCUUCAACGUGACCCCCGAGAUCCUGAACCAGAUGCUGAAUUUUUAUAACCUCUCCCGGCAGAAAUUCAUCCAGACUUACAAACUGCAGCCUCUCGUCUACAUCCCUGAACUGCCGUUCGCCGCGAAGGUAACUUUCGUGGUGGUUUACUGCGCGAUCUUCCUGCUCGCUUUCUGUGGGAACACACUGGUGCUGUGUAUUGUGAAACGGGGUAAGCGAUCUCGGACAGUCACCACAAUCUUCAUCUGCUCCCUGGCCGUCAGCGACCUCCUCAUCACCUUUUUCUGCAUCCCAUUCACCUUACUGCAGAACAUCUCAUCUCAAUGGGUUGGAGGCACUUUUGUCUGCAAGAUGGUUCCUUUUGUUCAGACUACAGCUGUGGUGAGCUGCGUCCUAACAAUGACGUGUAUAGCAGUGGAGCGAUAUGAAGGAAUAGUGCACCCACUGAGAAGGCAUUACCUGAACACAAGGGCAUGCAAAAUGCUCGGAUUCGCAUGGGCAGUGGCUGUAAUUGUUGGAUCUCCUAUGUUGUACGUUCAACAACUUGAGGUGAAGUAUGAUUUUCUCUAUGAACGUCGGUACGUCUCCUGCCUCGAGUGCUGGAACUCUGCUUCACUCCGAAAAGCCUACGCUGUUUUCAUUCUGGUGGCACUGUUCCUGCUGCCCCAGUUGGUAAUGCUGCUUCUUUACAGCAGAAUUGCUUUUGAGCUCUGGAUCAAGAAACGUGUGGGGGAUAACUCCUUUCUCACUGCCCUGAACCAAAGGGAAAUGUCCAAGAUUGCAAAAAAGAAGAAGCGUGCUGUUGUUAUAAUGAUAACUGUUGUUGUGCUCUUCACCAUAUGUUGGGCCCCAUUCCAUGUGGUGUAUAUCCUGUUUGAAUUCAACAAGUUGGACGAGAUAUAUGACGAUGUCACUGUCAACAUGAUCAUCGCUGUUGUGCAAGCAAUAGGCUUCUUCAACUCCUUCAAUAAUCCCAUUAUCUACACCUUCAUGAAUGAAACCUUCAAGAAUGAUUGCUUCUCUUUCCUGUCAUGUUGCGCUCAUAGGCGACAUCAGAAGGCCACUGCUCGUGUGCAAAACCCAAACACAGCAGCAAGGCUAGCUGCCUGGGUGGAGGAUCCCCCCCAGAUGAGGAAACACAUGAAGCCCGAGAAUAAUAACCAGAUUGAGCAUGUUGAGCUGAACUGGUGUGUAAAUUAUAAAUUAGCGACUCGUGAGCCAGCACAGUUACCCAUGCUUCCGUGUGCUACUCAGCAGGACCUACCAUGCACCUCAGGUCAUGGUUGAAAAUGUUUCCUUUUAGUCGGCCCUAUAGCUGUUUUACAUGUGACAGUGAUGUUAGUGCAGCUACAAUUGUCAAAAGUGAUUUUUUGCAGUAAUACCUGGUGUCUAGAACAAGAAUUUCAAUAGGAUUGUUUAAAAGUUACAAUAGGAUCCUCUUCAACUAAAAGAGAGAUUUGCGUUUGUAUAAUGCCUGUAACAGCUUAAAGCAUUUUGCAGCCAAGUGAGUUCUCAGUGAAAUGUAGACACUGUUGCAGACAGCAGUCCUUGCUAAAUGAGCACACGUUGGUUAAAGGAUAAGUGUUUGCCUGGACGUAGCAUUCCUGCUUCUCGUUGAAAUAUUAUCAUGGUUCUUUCACAUCUAGUUGACAGAUGGUUCAUUUGAAAUACAAGGAUGUGGCAGUCCCGUUCUCCCUCUGAUGCAGCUCUCCCACAUUCCUGUAUUGGACUAAAUGUCAGUCUUCAGUGACAUUUGUUGUCAUGAUCAUUUAACUCAAAGUUGAGAGUGCUACCACUGAGCCAUGGCUAUAAAGUUGAGUUGAUUUGAUUUUAUUUGAUUUAUUAUUGUCACAUGUACCGA
Messenger RNA from Chiloscyllium plagiosum (whitespotted bambooshark), 2392 nucleotides. NCBI's taxonomy places the organism in Eukaryota, Metazoa, Chordata, Chondrichthyes, Orectolobiformes, Hemiscylliidae. The record is from RefSeq and is a predicted model, not a curated record.